Messenger RNA from Aptenodytes forsteri (emperor penguin), 1134 nucleotides. Its product is annotated as leucine-rich repeat-containing protein 14-like. Gene Ontology annotation, cellular component: cytoplasm. The transcript is spliced from 4 exons. Lineage: Eukaryota; Metazoa; Chordata; Aves; Sphenisciformes; Spheniscidae. Bases 1 to 1134 code for a protein of 377 amino acids. The record is from RefSeq and is a predicted model, not a curated record.
AUGCUCGUCCCGGGGCCCGAGAGACGGUGCCGCCUGCGGGUGCUGGACAUGACGGGUCUCCAGGACGAUGACGCCGACCGCGGCCCGGAGGGGAUGAGCCUGUGGUCCGGCACGGUGGCGUUGGCCAAAGCCUGCAUCGAGGUCUCCAAACACCAAAGCGAGUGCCUGAAACGCGGUUCCAAGCGGCGUAAAGGUCCCUCCGGCACCUCGGCGGCCCCGCAACCCCUCGGCGUGGAGGUCUGCGCCGACCUCUUCGUCAACGGCACGUCUUUCGGCGUCCUGCGGGACGCCCUGCAGACGGGCGCCCCCGCCGCCGGCCCCCUGCGCCUCAAAUGCCGGGAUUUCCACGCUGAGGAGCUCUCCGUCGCCGGCACCGUGAGUUUGCUGGAGUCCCUGGAACCCGCCGGCGUGCGGCGGGUGGAUCUGCGCUUCAACAACCUGGGGCUGGCCGGUCUCUGCGCGGUUUUGCCGCACCUCGCCAGAUUCACCCACCUCCUCAGCCUCAAGCUGCCCUACAGCAACGUCGACGUCGACCUGCGGGCUCCCCUGGAAAGCCUGGAGCUGGCCUUCUGCUACCUCCUUCCCGGCGACCUCGCCUUCCUUUCCCAAAGCCUCCACGCUCCGGCGCUGAGGAAGUUGGACCUGAGCGGCCACGAUUUCUCCGAGAGCCUUUUCCAACCCCUCCGGUGUCUCCUGGAGGAGACCUCGGCCUCCCUCCUCCACCUGGAUCUCAUGGAGUGCCGGCUGACGGACGCCCGGCUGGAGGCUCUGCUGCCGGCGCUCUGCCGCUGCUCCCGCCUCUGUUGCCUGGGACUUUUCGGCAACCCCCUCUCCACGCCGGGGCUCAAGACUUUGUUACGGCAAACCGUCGUCCUCCCGGAUUUACGCCGGCUGGAGGCUCUGCUGCCGGCGCUCUGCCGCUGCUCCCGCCUCUGUUGCCUGGGACUUUUCGGCAACCCCCUCUCCACGCCGGGGCUCAAGACUUUGUUACGGCAAACCGUCGUCCUCCCGGAUUUACGCCUGGUCGUCUACCCUUACCCCGUGGACUGCUACAGCCCGGAGCCGUCCGGGAUCCGUCCGGGAUCCAUCCGGGAUCCGCCUGGGAUCCGUCCUGGGUCUUUUUCUGGAGUCUGA